AGAAGAAGAAAAUAAAUAAACUCAAAUAAACACAUUCUUUUCCUGAAGAAAAUUAACUUUUAGAAUGGGUAUCCCUGGACUAACAACGUAUAUAUCGAAUGAUUCAGAGCGUUAUCUCGAAUAUUACGCUCUACAUGACAGUUAUUUAGUAAUUGACGGCAAUAGUGUGUGUUGUCAAUUAUAUACUUGGUAUGCGAGAUGUAAUUGUGCUUUUGGUGGUGAUUAUGACAAGUAUGCGCAUUGUGUGAGAGAUUUUUUCGAUAAACUCCUAAGAUGCAACAUCACUCCACUAGUUUUGAUUGAUGGUGGUUGUGAAGACAAGAAGUUGAAAACAGUUAUAUCUCGAACUAAACAGAAGAUUGAGAUUGCAUCAAGUUAUACUUUAUCUUCUCAGCACCGGACCAAAUUUCUUCCUUUACUUAUGAGAGAGGUCUUCAAAGAUAUCAUGAAAGAAAAAGGCAUUAGAUAUGCGCAGUGUAUAUUUGAAGCAGACAAUACCAUAGCUGCGAUAGCACGCAUUCUCAAUUGUCCUGUAUUGAGUUAUGAUUCUGAUUUCUAUAUUUAUGGAUCGUUAUACAUACCAUUCAAUACAUUGGAAACUGACAUAGUGCCUAAUCCGACAGGCAGGGGUUACAUAAAACGCUGUAAAAUUUAUUGUGUUGAUAAACUUUUCCAAGUUUAUUAUGGAUUAAACCAGUCUUUAUUGCCCUUAGCAGCAGUAUUACUAGGAAAUGAUUAUGUGAAGCGGCAUAUGUUUAAAAACUUCUUCCGUGAUCUGCCACGAUCAGGAAGGAGGAGAUAUAACAAUGAACAACAACGACGUAUAGACAUGACAUUUGAUUGGCUACGAAGACGCAGUUUAAAUGAAGCUGUUAUAGGAAUACUAAGAAGAUUACGAAAACAAGAACGUAAACAUGUUUUAAAUACAAUAGAAACGGUAAUAAAUAGUUAUAUCAAUGCACCAUUGAGUGUAUUACAUACGCUAAAUAUUCCUGCAGAAAUCUUUUCGAGGGCAAAUAUGCAGAAUAUGUCCAAGAUUUAUAAAUUUGAAGGAGAUAUAUAUAAUUUGACAUUUAUUGACGAAAGAACAAAUGAUACAGAGCUAAGUGAUGGGGAGGAAAUAGAAGACAGAGAAAUAACAAACAUACUUGAAGAAAAGAAGUUGAUUUCUAAUGAAUCUUUGGUUGACAAUUUACCUCAGUGGUUUAUUAAUGAAUUUAAACAAAGUAGAUUUCCUUCCUAUUUUAUAGAUUUAAUAAUAAGGAAGUUAUAUGUUUGUCCUGCACAAAUUGAAGAUUCUUCCUGCAGUUCAUCUAUUGUUGUAAGUUUAAAAAUUAUAGGUGUUAUUUAUGGAUUAUUGAUAUCAGGAGUUCAAGGAAGGAAGUUCAAUAUGGAAUAUAUUACCAGAGAUGAAAAUAAGAAAAUAAAGCGUUAUCAAUUGGAGUAUAGCGACAAUAUAUUUGGUUGUAAACUACCUCCUUUACUCAAUUUAAGAGAAGUAUCCAUUGUCAUCAGAAGAGAAAUUUUAAAUACCACUUUGACAAUCUUUAAUGCAAAACAUAUGAAUGAAAUUCCAUCAAUUUGGAUGUUAUAUAUUGUCACCAUGAAGUAUUGGAUUGAUCAACAAGAGGAACCAUCUAAAUUCAAUUGUCAUGUAUAUUCUUUAUUAUUUGCUUUGUUAUUUAACUUAAUAGAUUGUAAUAUAGGGUUUUAUAGAAUCUUAAACAAAUUCUAUCAGAGAUUUAAUAGAACUGUAGACAAUAUUCGACACGAAAGAAGAAUGAGAAAUUAUCAACCACAGUAUUCAAUUGAUGCUACACUUGCAGAUGCCAUUCGCGAAGUUGAUGCUAACGACUGCUUAAUUGCAGCUCCAUUCUUUAUAUCCAAUUUUGAAGUAGAUCAAAAACUGCAUUUGCAACCGAAAAAAUUUAAUAUCACAAUUGUUCAUGGUUUUGCAGAGUUUCAAAAUUGUUUGAGGCAUAGCAUGAACUUAAAUGCAUUAUUGGGAUAUCCUUAUGAAUCAACUAGAGUUGCUAAUGUAUUCAAUGGUACAUUAUUAUAUAAUUUAUGUAGCAAUUUUAAAAAACGUGACAAUGUUGAAGCUUAUAUUAAUUUAAUUUUGCAAGAUUCCCCGAGUUUAUCGCGUCUAUUUAACAUACUUUUAUUAAAAGUCAAACUUUUGUUUAAUACUGCACUGGAAAAUAAAGUCGAUAGUUGUAAGAAGCAAAAAGUAAAAAGAUAUAAAAAAAAGAAAUGUAUUUCACACGAAGAAAAUCAUGAAGAAGAAAAUCCACCACAAGAAAGCACCAGCGAAGAAUUUUACGAUGUAAACAAUUCAUUUUCUGUACUUGGUACCAUACGGCAUUAGGCCUUUUAUUGUAUUAUAAUUAAAUUGCGUAAUUGCGUCUUUACUACUA
Acromyrmex echinatior (Panamanian leafcutter ant) is the source of this 2417-nucleotide messenger RNA. It is a transcript of the gene ast, whose product is annotated as single-strand DNA endonuclease protein asteroid. NCBI's taxonomy places the organism in Eukaryota, Metazoa, Arthropoda, Insecta, Hymenoptera, Formicidae. The record is from RefSeq and is a predicted model, not a curated record.